GCUACAGUAUCAACAGAAAACCAUCGAUUCUAUCCACUCGCCUGGCAUUAUUACACGUUCACCAUAUACAUAAAUACACAAUCAUGGCCCCAACCGCCCCCUCCACCAAGCGCAAAUCCCUCCGCCUCAAAGCAACCGAGCGCCUAGCCAACCCCCUCGCCCCGCGCAAAGUCCACCGCCCAGACUCCGCCGUGACCGACUCCUUCCUCGACACCAAGGCCGACCGCGCCCGCAUCCGUCGCGCCACCUUCAUCUCCCGCAUCACCAAGCCCUCCUCCACAGCGUCCUCGCGGUCCAGCCGCAAAAACGCAAAGCGCCACGAGUCCCGGCGCAGGCGCGAGGCACAGGCCGAAGCAGCCGUCGCCAUGGGUGGACUGGCGGACGCCUUACCCGAGCUCACAGCAGAGGAGGUUGGGGCGGGCGAGGCGGCGCGUGGGGGCAAAGUCAGGCACAGGAGCUUGGGCAGCCGGCCGGGGGCGCUCAGGAGGAAGGAGCGCGUGGUUAGGGGGGAGAUGGAGAGGUUUGGCCUCAGCCUGGCGCAGCUGUCGAGCGUCAAGGAGGAGGGGGCGAGGAGUGCCGCCGCUUCUGCCACGGGCGCGGGUGCUGGUGCUGGGACCGGGGACACGGCGAUGGCGGGGGCAGAGGGGGUACCGGCGGCGGCGGCGAGUACCUCUGCCAACAGAUUUGCAGCGUUGAGGGGGUUCAUAUCGGCCACUAUGGAGCAGAAUCCUGCCUUUGCGAACAGA
Messenger RNA from Cryphonectria parasitica EP155, 746 nucleotides. RefSeq lists its product as uncharacterized. Gene Ontology annotation, cellular component: 90S preribosome; preribosome, small subunit precursor; nucleolus. Gene Ontology annotation, biological process: maturation of SSU-rRNA from tricistronic rRNA transcript (SSU-rRNA, 5.8S rRNA, LSU-rRNA). The record is from RefSeq and is a predicted model, not a curated record. The transcript has 2 exons. NCBI's taxonomy places the organism in Eukaryota, Fungi, Ascomycota, Sordariomycetes, Diaporthales, Cryphonectriaceae. The annotation marks the transcript as partial.